UGUGUUAAGUUCUCACAAAGUUUCUUAAGCACUUGUUUUUUUUCAAACACACACACACACACACUCUCUUUUGCUUCAUUGUUGUAUAACAAUGGCUUCAACAGGAAAGCUUGAUGUACAAGUGGAGGUCAAGUCUCACGCAGAUAAGUUCUGGCACAGCAUUAGGGACUCUGCCAACAUCUUCCCAAAGGCCUUUCCUGAUCAGUACAAAAGCAUUGAAGUUCUUGAGGGUGAUGGAAAAAGUGUCGGCUCUGUUAGCCUAAUAACAUAUGGUGAAGGUUCACCUCUCGUAAAACACUCGAAAGAGAAGAUUGAAGCAGUUGAUGAAGCAAAGAAGUCGGUGUCUUACAGUGUGAUUGAUGGGGAUCUCCUCAAGUUCUACAAGAGUUUCAAGGCUCAUCUGGUUGUAUCUCCAAAGGGAGAUGGAAGCUUGGUGCACUGGUCCUGUGACUAUGAAAAGGCAAAAGAGGACAUUGAAGCUCCACAUAUCAUCAAAGACUUCGCUGUCAAGAACUUAAAAGAGUUGGAUGAUUACAUUCACCAGGCAUAGGAUUGGAAGUUUUUAAGUGUCUUUUGGAGGGUUAAUCUUAUGGUCUACUAAAUAAUGUGGAGUCUCACUCUGCAGCUAUAGAUCUAAGUUCAUGUUUGUGUGUAGUAAUUUGGUCUACAAUGUCUCUUUUUACUGGUUUGAUCUAUGUACUCUUUGGUUAUCCAAAUAAUAAAAAUUAAAAGAAUAUCAUUAUCUUGCA
Messenger RNA from Cornus florida, 749 nucleotides. RefSeq names its product MLP-like protein 423. Gene Ontology annotation, biological process: defense response; abscisic acid-activated signaling pathway. NCBI's taxonomy places the organism in Eukaryota, Viridiplantae, Streptophyta, Magnoliopsida, Cornales, Cornaceae. The record is from RefSeq and is a predicted model, not a curated record. Gene Ontology annotation, molecular function: signaling receptor activity; protein phosphatase inhibitor activity; abscisic acid binding. The transcript is spliced from 2 exons. Bases 92 to 550 code for a protein of 152 amino acids.